AUGGCCCUGCGGCCCGGCCCCGGCGACGAGCGGGGCCCCGCGGGCGGGCGGCGGGGAGCGGGGCCGCGGUGGUGGCCGAGGGAUUGCUGCAGCGGGCUGGGCGGCCUGGACUACGGGCAGGUGGAUGUUACAGCCAUGGCGCAGCUCUUCGGCUACGUGGACAUGACCGACUCCGGCUUCAUUGCAGCCAUCCUCUCUAUCGCCUUCAACCCUUUCUUCUGGAACGUGGUGGCGAGAUGGGAGCACAAAACGCGAGCGCUCAGCCGGGUCUGCGGCUCUCCACACACCGCCUGUUACUGCCUGGGCACUGUUAUCCUGAUGCUCAACUGCGUGCGGAGCCACUGCUUCACAGAAGCCAUGAAGAGCCAGCCGAAGCUGGAGGGCUUGGACAGCCACUGGGCCUAUUACUCAGGCUUGGUCGUCUUGGCUGUAGGGACCUUGUUUGUCAUCUCCAGCUUCUUAGCACUGGGAUUCACCGGGACUUUCCUAGGUGAUUACUUCGGCAUCCUGAUGGAGGCAAAAGUCACCAGCUUCCCCUUCAGUGUCCUGGAUAAUCCCAUGUACUGGGGCAGCACGGCCAUCUACCUGGGCUGGUCCCUCAUGCAUGCGAGCCCAGCUGGCCUUUUGCUGACAGCUGUAGUGGCAAUUUCCUACACAAUUGCAGUGCUCUAUGAGGGGCCUUUCACAGAAGAAAUCUACCGGCAAAAACAGAAGGGAGCAAAGAACAAGUAACGACGGCAGUGUCUUGGAUACCUCGGCGCAGCGUGCCUUUGCGCUCCCCACGCUGUCCGAUUUGCCCACUUUUCCUACCGAGAUGUAUCCUUCUAAUUAGCCCAGCAACCCCUAAUGAGCCAACUGACCACCUUGCAGUAUUGGAAGCAAUCAGAGGAACAGUACGAGCACCUCCUUGCUCAGCCCGUGGAAGCUGGAGAGUCCUGUUCCAAGGUCCCCAGGGCCUCCCGACCUCUCCUCCCGCACCAAUUAUUGAAGAUCUGCAGGGUACAAAGCAACCCAGCUCCAGAGCCGACGGCGAGCAGAAGAGCGAUGGAGGCACCAGGGGCCUUUUGUGAGCGAGCUCUGAGCACACAGGAGCACCGGCUGCAGCUGAUCCUCUGUGCAGAAGGCACUGGAAGCAGGCUGCUCAGGACGGCGAUGCCAGCGGGCAGCCACUCGGUGCUUUUCGGGCAGCUCGCUUCAUCUGGUCGCUCGCUCUGCAGGCUGACACCUCAGAGGGGCUGAUCCUCCGUAGCCCCGCAGCACCUUUGCAAGCAGACGCUGCCAGAGAGGCACGGCUUGGUGCCCCUGGGGCUCUCAGACACUGCCAGGUGAGGAAGAGGGGCAACUGCUGCAAAGCCAACACCAAACCCCUCUUUUCCAGAGCAGUGAAACCUCCCCGUCCACAAGAGCGGUUUUCAACCGGUGCAGAGCCCUGUAGCAUCUCUGUGCUGCUUGCAAAGGGGACUGCAGAGCACGGAGAUGUGAACACACUACCUGAACCACUGCCUGGGAACGGCAGAGGGAUGGCAGCUGUCCCGUGGGGAAGUCCUAGCGCGGAGAAACCAAGCUGGUAGCAGAGAAGACCAAAGGGAAGAGUCAGUUCCCAUCGGGUAUCCGCAGAAGGAGCAGACCUGUCCCUGGCUAUGCCGGUGCCCCAUCCCUCUCUGCACCCCAGGGAUAAACCCCAUCCAUCCCCUGCUUUGCCCCAGGGUCCUGCCCGCCUUCCCCACCACCCAGUGCCUUCCAGCUGUUCUUCACUGCCUUGCAGGGGCGGGAGGGAGGGAGGGAAGGGGCUCUGCCCCUCCGCCCCCGCGAGAUGGGACCAAAUACAGCCUGGGCUCGCCCCGAGCCCGCUGCUGGAUCCGGCCCUGAAUGGGAAGGUCCCAGGGCUGAGGCUCCAGCCCCACACUCAAUGUUUACAGAUUCCCAGAACAGUAUGAGAAAUAAACUGUAAAUGACCAAAAAAAAAAAAAAAA
This is a messenger RNA of Cygnus atratus (black swan), 1973 nucleotides long. It is a transcript of the gene PEMT, whose product is annotated as phosphatidylethanolamine N-methyltransferase. The record is from RefSeq and is a predicted model, not a curated record. The transcript has 8 exons. Lineage: Eukaryota; Metazoa; Chordata; Aves; Anseriformes; Anatidae. Gene Ontology annotation, molecular function: phosphatidylethanolamine N-methyltransferase activity. The coding region runs from base 1 to 732 and encodes 243 amino acids. Gene Ontology annotation, biological process: phosphatidylcholine biosynthetic process.